Molecule: messenger RNA, 3297 nt
Organism: Magnolia sinica
Lineage: Eukaryota; Viridiplantae; Streptophyta; Magnoliopsida; Magnoliales; Magnoliaceae
Product: pentatricopeptide repeat-containing protein At3g53700, chloroplastic
Exons: 1
Coding region: 537-2852 (771 amino acids)
Molecular function (GO): protein binding
Source: RefSeq, a predicted model, not a curated record
GUUCAGAGCUCUUUCCAUUUCUCUCCACUGAAUCUCUCUCUGCUAUUCCACCAUUGUAGAAAACCCCUUUCUCAUUUCUUUAGUUGGGUUUCUUUCUUUUAUUCUGCAAGCACUUGUCUCUGUUUUUUCUCGUUCUCUUUAACCAUUUCAAUAGAAAUCUCUUUCCAUCCUUAAAAAAAAAUCUUUUUUCUUUUCGGGUUUUUAUUCUGAGCAACAUUUCUUCCAUUUCACGAUGGAUAAGACCAAUUUCUUGUUCUUUUUUUCAUGUUGAAUUCCUGUAAUUCUACUCUAGAAUCGAAGUAAAAAUGCCUCAUUUUCUCUGUUUUUUCUUUGUUCUUGUUUGAAUCUUCUUUCUUUUAUUUCACCGUCGAAUUCAAUAUCUUUCUCUUCAACUCCUCUCUGAUUUUGUGUCUAUUCCAUCAAAGUUUAAUGGCUGUUUCUUCAAUUUGUCAUUGAAGUACCAUUUGAGCACUUUUGGACAUCCUUUUUCCGCUUCGCUUCGCUUUCGUCUUCUUCGUGUUUGCUUGAUUGCCCAAAUGGCGCUUUCUUCUCCUUUAAAAUUUGAUCUUUUCGUUUCCGCUCGACAUCUGCAAAACCCACCUUUAUAUCUCUCUUACAAACCUUCCAACUUCAUCUCCCUGGCAUCGCUCCAACCCCAUGAAGAGCUUUCUGCACCAUCAAUCUCCAAUUCCAAUCCUCUCUCAACCCUUUCCGCCUCUCCUGUCCUCCAAAUUCCACCAAAUUUCACACCAAAAGAUCUUCUUGGCGUCCUCCGUCGCCAAAAGGAUGCAGAAUCUGCUGUCAAAAUCUUCAAUUGGGCCUUAAAUCAGCCGCAUUUCAGACCCACUUCAUCCGUAUAUGAAGAAAUCCUUCAACAACUCGGUAAAGUGGGGCAUUUCAAUCAAAUGAAUCAUCUUUUACAAGAGAUGAAGCUCUCUGGCUGUGAAAUCAAAGCAGGUACUUUCCUUAUCUUCAUUGAAAGCUAUGCAAGAUUCGGAUUGUUCGAUGAAGCAGUGAAUGUGCUGACACUGAUGGAAGAAUUUGCAUUCAAACCAGACACGUUUACAUAUAACUUUCUGUUGAAUCUUCUUGUGGAUGAAAACAAGCUAAAACUGGUUGAGUCUGUGUAUUCCGAUAUGAAUAAUAGAGGAAUUAGACCCGAUGUUGCUACAUUCAAUAUCUUGAUCAAGGCAUUGUGUAAGGCGCACCAAAUCCAGUCCGCCAUUUUGAUGAUGGAGGAAAUGCCAAGCUAUGGUUUAUCACCUGAUGAGAAAACUUUCACGACCAUUAUGCAGGGUUUCAUUGAAGUAGGAAAUAUGGAAGGAGCGAUGAAAAUCAAAGAAAGAAUGAUCGAAUCCAGGUGCUCGGUGAGCAAUAUAACAGUUAAUGUUUUGAUUCAUGGGUUUUGUAAAGAAGGCAGAGUAGAGGAAGCAUUGAAUCUUGUACAAGAAAUGUUGGCUGUUGGAUUCCAUUCCGAUCAAUUCACUUUCAACAUAUUGAUUAAUGGUUUGUGCAAAGCGGGGCAUGCAAAGCAUGCAGUUGAAAUCUUGGAUGCAAUGCUUCAAGAGGGUUUCGAUCCCGAUAUAUUUACCUACAAUACAUUGAUUUCUGGACUGUGUAAAUCGGGGGAGAUUGAAGAGUCCAUGGAGGUUCUUGAUCAGAUGGUAUCAAGGGGUUGUUUUCCGAACAUGGUCACUUACAAUACUCUCAUCAGUGCAAUGUGCAAUGAAAAUCAGAUCGAAGAAGCUACGGAACUUGCUCGUGGUCUGUCGGUUAAAGGCCUUUUGCCGGAUGUUUGUACAUUCAAUUCUCUGAUAAGUGGCCUCUUCAAGGCCGGAGAUCAUAAGAUCGCAAUGGAGCUGUUUGAAGAGAUGAAGAGCAAUGGAGUUUUGCCAGAUGAGUUUACGUACAAUAUGCUGAUCGAAAAUCUAUGUUCUAAAGGAAGGGUUGGACAGGCCUUGGGGUUACUGAAGGAAAUGGAAUUGAGUGGCUGCCCGCGAAGCAUUGUGACGUAUAAUACCCUGAUUGAUGGUCUGUGCAAGAACAAGAGAGUCGGAGAAGCGGAAGAGAUCUUUGAUGAAAUGGAAUUGCAAGGGAUUUCGAGGAAUUUGGUGACAUAUAAUACUCUUAUAGAUGGUCUUUGCAAGAGUAAACGAGCAGAUGAAGCUGCUGAGCUUAUGGACCAGAUGAUCAUGGAGGGUUUGAAACCUGACAAGUUCACAUACAAUUCACUGCUUUCGUACUAUUGCCGAGCUGGAAACAUAAAGAAGGCAGCUGAUGUAAUCCAAUCCAUGACGUCGAAUGGAUGUGAACCAGAUACAGUCACGUAUGGGACUCUUAUCGGCGGUUUGUGCAGGGCAGGUAGAGUCGAGCUUGCAAAUAGGCUCCUAAGAACCAUACAAUCCAAAGGGAUGGUUCCAACUCCACAAGCUUAUAACCCUGUAAUUCAGGCAUUGUAUAAACAGCAAAGGACAAAGGAAGCUAUGAGGCUCUUUCGAGAGAUGAUAAAGGAAGGCAGCCCACCGGAUGCUAUCACAUACAAGAUUGUUUUCCGUGGCUUAUGUUCUGGGGGAGGACCGAUUGGAGAAGCAGUGGAUUUCCUAGUCGAGAUGACAGAAAAAGGAUUCUUGCCAGAAUUUUCAACAUUCUCUAUGCUUGCGGAGGGUCUGUGUGCCCUGGCCAUGGAUGACACGUUGAUCAGGCUUGUUGAGUUGGUCAUGAAGAAGGGGAACUUCUCUGCCAGCGAGAUGGCCAUGGUGAUGGGCUUUCUUAAGAUUCGUAAAUUUCAAGAUGGAAUAUCCACGUUUGGUCGUCUCCUUAAUAGCCGAAAACCCAAAAAGGUGUAUGGCUGAACAUGUGGGUUGCUUGAAGAGCAUUGCAGAAAAAGAAUUUACCUCUCAGAUAGGACAUGCUCCUUGUUCCUUGAAUAUAUAUGGCUCUGACAACAGAAGGAUAUGUAAGAUAAAUCAGCUAGAAGGUGAUCAAGAUUUCAUGGCACUGAAGAGAAGCAAUACAAAAGGUAACUUAUUUCAAUCUGUCAGAUGUGUUCAACUACAUUGUGGCUAGAAAAGGUUAUUUUCUGAAGGGUUAUUAGCUCACUGAGGUUGUGGUAUUUGCACUUUUGAUGGAGAGGCAUACAAACAUUCAUGAUGUUGAAUUUUCAUGGUGGCGUGAUUUCUUACAUGAAGAAGUACACUUGCUGCCACCAGUUGCAUUAGAGAGGUUGUAAUGUCCCAAAGUACGAGUUAUAAUUUCUGAUUACUUUCAAUGACAUGAAAUUCUGCUCUUUUUCAUCAA